Molecule: messenger RNA, 963 nt
Organism: Brassica napus (rape)
Lineage: Eukaryota; Viridiplantae; Streptophyta; Magnoliopsida; Brassicales; Brassicaceae
Product: probable acylpyruvase FAHD1, mitochondrial
Exons: 7
Coding region: 177-854 (225 amino acids)
Cellular component (GO): mitochondrion
Molecular function (GO): acetylpyruvate hydrolase activity
Source: RefSeq, a predicted model, not a curated record
AGUCUUAAAAAUAGCAAAAGUAGUUGUCAUUUACGAAGUUGAGGGGUUCAUAUGUAAACAAAUCAAACUUUGGGGGACUGAAAGAGCAAAUUUCGGUUUAAAAGUAGUCGCACAGGCAAAGUUCAAUUUGUAUUACGAUUUAGAGGGAGGGAGGAAGAAGAAUCAGAUCGGAGAAAAUGACAAUGACGACGUCGAUGAUACAGAGGCUGUUCACGCAAGGCACCAAGAUCGUCUGCGUCGGGCGUAACUACGCCGCUCACGCCAAAGAACUAGGCAACGCCGUUCCCAAGGAACCAGUUAUAUUCUUAAAGCCGACGUCAUCAUACUUAGAGAACGGAGGAACGAUUGAGAUUCCACAUCCUCUAGAAUCACUCCAUCAUGAGGUGGAGCUCGCUGUAGUGAUGGGAGAGAAGGCUAGAGAUGUACCCGAGGCAACCGCCAUGGAUUACAUUGGAGGAUAUGCGGUUGCUCUUGAUAUGACUGCUAGGGAACUCCAAGCUACUGCCAAGGCAUCUGGUCUCCCUUGGACUCUUGCUAAAGGACAGGAUACUUUCACUCCAAUAAGCUCUGUUCUGCCAAAGGCGAUGGUGCAUGAUCCUGAUAACCUAGAACUUUGGCUGAAGGUUGAUGGUGAAACAAGACAGAAGGGUUUGACAAAAGAUAUGAUCUUCAAGGUUCCGUACCUCAUCAGCUACAUAAGCUCUAUAAUGACUCUCUACGAAGGAGAUGUCAUCUUGACAGGUACGCCAGAAGGUGUUGGACCUGUAAAGAUAGGACAGAAGAUAACCGCAGGGAUCACUGGUCUAUCUGAAGUUCAGUUCGAUGUUGAUAGGCGUCUAAAGCCUUUGAGUUAAUUGUUUUGUUUGUGUUUCAUAUAAUACUAUUAAUAAAAAUGUUAAGCUUUUGAUUUACGUAAUAAACCGUGUGUAAUUUUCUUCAUUUAUUGUAUUUCCUUGCACUUGA